AUGAGUUCAACGUCUGAUGCAAGUACUGUUCCACAAAAGAAAAGCCGUGUUGAGUUUGAUCCGAGUGAUAUUAUCGCCGACCCAGGGCUUCAAAAACCAAUUGAAGAGUACGACAUAGGAAUAAGAGAUCAAGUAAGGAGAGAGUAUUUGUUAAUGGGUCCAUGUCAACCAGUUGGUCACAAUUUUCCUAGAAAACAACAAGGAAAAGAUUUGAGAAGCUUUAAAGAAGUGUGGUUUCAGAAAUUUGAUUGGUUGGAAUAUAGUGUGGAGAAAGAUGCAGCUUAUUGUUUCUAUUGUUAUCUUUUUAAGCAAUCAAGGGGAGAUAAACUUGGGAUUGAUGCCUUCACAAAGACAGGGUUUAGCAAUUGGAAGAAGGCCAUGGAAGUUUUCACUGAGCAUGUUGGAGGAGUUAAUAGCAACCACAACAAUGCAAGGCGACAUUGUGAGGAUUUCAAAAAUCAGAGACAAAGUGUGUCACACAUAUUCUCUUCUCAUAACAGAGAGAUGGAGAUUGCAUAUAGAGCUCGUGUCACUGCUGCUUUUUACGUGUUGUUAGAUUUCUUACAUUUGCGAGGUCUUACUUUUUACGUGGACAUGAUGAAUCUUCUAGUUCCACAAAUAGGGAAGGAGUUAGUAAGGGCUUGUGCAGAAGAGACCACACGGGUCAUUAUUGAUGAGAUUGGAGAUAGUCAUUUCUCUAUACUUCUUGAUGAGUCUCAUGACAAAUCAAUAAAAGAGCAAAUGGCUGUGAUUGUGAGGUUUGUGAACAAGCAAGGCCAAGUAAUUGAAAGAUUUCUUGCUGUUGAACAUGUUGCCGAUACUUCAGCCUCUUCAUUAAAGACAGCUUUGGAUGGAUUGUUUGCCCGUUAUGGUUUAUCUAUUUCUAGAUUGAGAGGGCAGGGGUAUGAUGGAGCUUCUUGCUGCGGGAGAAGGACCCUAGAUUGCCUGUUCGACUAUAGUGCUAGUCAGGUUGAGUCCAAGAUUGCAUUGGUUGUCGUUUCUGUUGCUAAAGGCAUUUUGGCUAUUAGUGAUUUUUUCAGCUAUGUCACUAUGAUUGUGAACAUUGUGGGGGCUUCUUGCAAAAGGAGAGAUGUGUUGCUUCAGAAACAACAUGAUAAGAUUGUGGAGAAAUUGGAGAAAGGUGAAAUCUUUUCAGGAAGGGGCAAACAUCAAGAGACUAAUCUUGCAAGACCUGGUGAUACUCGGUGGGGCACACAUUAUACAACUUUAAUCCGGCUAUUUACUAUGUGGGAGUCAGUAUUAGAGGUGUUAGAGAAUGUGUGUAAUGAUGGGAAUGUUGCAGAACAAAGAGUCAUAGCAUCGGGUUUGAUACAAAGGAUGGAGAGUUUUGAAUUUAUAUUUAUCUUGCAUCUGAUGAUCAAAGUAUUGGGAUUAACUAAUGACCUGUCAAAUGCCUUGCAGCAGAAAGAUCAAAACAUUGUUAAUGCAAUGGGGUUGAUUGUAACUGUCAAAGAACUUAUGCAAGACUUGAGAGAAAAUGGAUGGGGUAUAUUUUUAGAAGAAGUCAAGAGUUUCUGUGUUGCAAUGUCAGUUUCAGUGCCGAAUAUGGAAGAUAGUAUAUCAGUUCGAGGUUGUUCGAGACGUGGAGGGCAAUUGGUUACUUAUUACCAUCAUUAUCAUGCGGAGAUCUUUAUUGCCGUGAUUGAUUUACUUACUACUGAGAUGAAUAACCGAUUUAGUGAAACUUCUACAGAGUUAUUAAGAUGUAUUGCUUGUCUUGAUCCAAGAAACUCUUUUUCCAGAUUUGAUCAUGGUAUGCUUGUUCGACUUGCUCAAAUUUACUCUGAUGAUUUCUCCACAUCCGAUCAUCUUAUCUUGAAAGAGCAACUUCGCAUAUAUAUUCAUGAUGUGAGAAGAAAUUCUGAUUUUUCAAAUUGUCAUGAUCUAACAAGUCUUGCUGUGAAAAUGGUUCAGUUUGAUAAACAUUUGACUUUUCCAUUGGUUUAUCGCCUUAUCGAAUUGGCAUUGAUCUUACCAGUGGCAACAACAACAGUUGAAAGAGCAUUCUCAGCAAUGAAUAUCAUCAAAACAGAUUUACGAAACAAAAUAGGCGAUGAAUGGUUGAACAAUAUGAUGGUUUGCUAUAUUGAGCGAGAAAUGUUUGCUAAAAUUGAUGAAGACAUAAUAUUGCAAUGUUUUCAAAACAUGCAAAAUCGAAGGAUUCAACUUCCUCCUCGCAGUAAUUAG
Molecule: messenger RNA, 2208 nt
Organism: Dioscorea cayenensis subsp. rotundata (Guinea yam)
Lineage: Eukaryota; Viridiplantae; Streptophyta; Magnoliopsida; Dioscoreales; Dioscoreaceae
Exons: 4
Coding region: 1-2208 (735 amino acids)
Molecular function (GO): protein dimerization activity
Source: RefSeq, a predicted model, not a curated record